Messenger RNA from Bufo bufo (common toad), 1034 nucleotides. Its product is annotated as zymogen granule membrane protein 16-like. Bases 49 to 726 code for a protein of 225 amino acids. The transcript is spliced from 5 exons. The record is from RefSeq and is a predicted model, not a curated record. NCBI's taxonomy places the organism in Eukaryota, Metazoa, Chordata, Amphibia, Anura, Bufonidae.
ACAACUCAUAGCGAGCGGUGGAGCGCGGCAGAAGAGAAGAAGAGAAGAAUGUGGAAGAAGUGUGAUGGAGCGGGUGUCACCAAAAAGCAGGAAUGUGAGAAGUUUCAUAUCCCAGAAGAGGAGGAAAAUCAUUCAGGCCAGACGGCAUCCAUGGUAAGGCUCAGGACCGGUGACACCUCCAGCUCUGCACUGCGCUCACCUCCCUGCACAAUGCUGACUCUGCUGUGCCUGUGCCUGCUCCUGGGCUCCUCAGUGGCCUCUAGUGUGCAGUCCCGUAUGUCUUCCUUCGUGGGGGAGCACGGCGCAGGAGGGGGCACCGCAUUUUCCUUCUCCGCGGAGCAGCUAAAUGGAUCAAUCACAGGCCUGCGAGUGCGGGAGAACCCGAGUCACAUCAUAGGGGUCCAGUUCCAGUAUGGUGGCACCUGGGGACCUUAUUACGGGAACCCAUCAGGAACGCUCUAUGAGAUCUUACUGCACAAGGGGGAGAACAUUGUACAAGUGUCCGGGAAGGUGGCCUCCAACGUGAACGAGCUGAUCUUCAUCACAAAUCGCGGGAGAAUUCUUAAAUUCGGUCAACCCUCCGGCAACAGCUUCAAUGAUUUCCCCCUGUAUGACGGCACCGUCCUCCGCUAUGUGAGUGGCCGGUAUUCAUCCGUCAUACACAGCAUUGGUUUCCACUGGGGGGUCAGUCCAAGUUGUGUCAACUGCAAAGAAGAGUCCAAAUGAUGGAUACAAGAACCAUAUUGAGGAUCCUGGAAACCGACCCAUGGCUGACGACACCGUAUCUCCGACUGCGUCCACAGAUCUCGUCUACCACAACUAAUAAUCCUUUAAUUAAUAAUUAUUAAUUUAAUAAUAAUUAAUGUUUCUAUUUCUCCAAUUUCCUACCCCAACAACUAGAGGAAGCCGCCCUUAUGUGGCACCAUUAUCUGUAAAACCAUGGAAUGUACGCCAAUACCAGGCUAUAUAAAAAUGUGCAUCUGAUAAUCCUGCAGUGAACACACGUAACCAUAGACUGGCGCUGUCCUUACCUG